UGUCCGGUCUGUCGUUCAGAUGGGACGUUUAUCGUUGCCGGUGAGUAACAAUCGUCUUCUCCUGGCUUGGCUACCCAUCUAAUACUGCAAGUUGCUAUGCUACCCCACAGUAACUUGUAUCUCAUUUGCGACAUCCAUCCCACCUGCGACAUCCAUCAUCUUCCCGGUUUGGAUGGGAUUUACAUGCUUACCGGAGUCAUUAUAUGAUGCUGUAUUGGAUCAUCCGCUCCUUCCCGUUGACGUCUGGAAUGUAUCCCCGCCCGGAGAUAAGCAAUCCCUUAGACAAAUAUUAUCCCAAACACCCACUGAUUCGCCGUGCGUGAGGUGGAAUGGGUAUAAGUAUAGGACUCAUCGAUUUCAAGCCAAGCUCAUACUACGUCGUCAUGGCUCUUUCUACCAGCUCGUUUGGACGUAUUAUACGCGACGAGAUUUCGACUAAUCUCGCUGUUCAGCAGCGGAAGAUGAUGGAAGAUUCUCGUAGGCGUGUCGACUUUGGACGUAGGCUGGAAACCUCGUUCGACGAAAUUACAAGCUGCCUUCAGUGCCUUUCUGCGGACCACAGUGACUCAGAUUUUCGACAAGGACAUGACCAGCGAAUUCGAGACCUCUUCAUCUCAUGGCAGAAUAUCACCAAGGACUUCAAAAGGGCUCGCCAGGACUCUCAGCUGAUCAUCCGACUUGCUUCCCUUGCGUCCUGGAUGUUCUCAAUGGAGUUCCUUGGGGAGUUCGAGAAGCGCGAAUAUUGGCCUCAGGAAGAAAUGCGAAAGUUCAAGUCUGACAUUGACAAACUUCGUAUUCCCGAAGCUGGCCGGCUCGUAGAGCGCUUUAAAUCCGUAGCGGAUUCAGUGAGGAAGGUGACGGAAGAGUGGAAAGCGACGUGCAACAGUAAUAGCAGUUUUGAAUAUGCUGACAUUGCUUGGGAUGCGGAGGAUAGGCUCCAUGAAGUUGACCGCGAGAUUGCUUCAACAAUAGAGUUGUGUGGCGUCCCGAUGGCGCGUGCCGGUAUCUUCGACUUGAUGCAUACCAUCUGUCCAUCGGCCUGGUUUACUGCUUUGAGAUCGAUUCCCCAUCACGAUGGUGGCGGAGUUGCUGACAUGGUGUACACGAGAUGCGAGGACCGUGACCGAGUCUUUUUGAUCAUGGAAGAAGAACGACAUAAGUUGGAGCAGUCGUGUUCUCAAGCGAGACCCUUCGCUAAAUUAGACGCCAUGAUGCGUAUGCACGAGCACGAUAUGAAUUCCUACGUUGGUAUCAUUGCUAAGGCCUGUCACGUGUGGGAUAUGAUGGAUUCGGAUAUUUCUCUUCUCCUUGAAGUACGCCCUAAGUUUCGAACUGGCGGUCGGGACGAUGAGGACGUAUUGAAGACUAUGAAGUACGUUCAGAGCAUGUAUGAUGCCGUUGGUUAUGCCCUGUUGGAAUACGAGUCUUGAUCUAUGGUAUAUCCUUUUCUUUCCCUUGAUUUACUCGGCAUGGACCUUUGAAUAAAUACAAUUUGAAUGAACUCUCA
Guyanagaster necrorhizus is the source of this 1507-nucleotide messenger RNA. RefSeq lists its product as uncharacterized. Lineage: Eukaryota; Fungi; Basidiomycota; Agaricomycetes; Agaricales; Physalacriaceae. The coding region runs from base 330 to 1430 and encodes 366 amino acids. The record is from RefSeq and is a predicted model, not a curated record. The transcript has 8 exons.